CUGCAGCGGUGGAGACCCAGAGCACCAGCUCGGAGGAGAUGGUCCCCAGCUCUCCGUCUCCCCCGCCCCCGCCGCGGGUCUACAAGCCCUGCUUCGUGUGCCAGGACAAGUCCUCCGGGUACCACUACGGCGUCAGCUCCUGCGAAGGCUGCAAGGGCUUCUUCCGGCGCAGCAUCCAGAAGAACAUGGUGUACACCUGCCACCGCGACAAGAACUGCCAGAUCAACAAGGUCACCCGCAACCGGUGCCAGUACUGCCGCCUGCAGAAGUGCUUCGAGGUCGGCAUGUCCAAGGAAGCUGUGAGGAACGAUCGGAAUAAGAAGAAGAAGGAUGUGAAGGAGGAGGCUGUGCUGCCGGAGAGCUACGAGCUGAGUGGGGAGCUGGAGGAGCUGGUGAACAAAGUUAGCAAAGCACACCAGGAGACGUGCCCUUCACUGUGUCAACUGGGCAAAUACACCACCAACUCCAGUUCGGACCAUCGGGUCCAGCUGGACCUGGGCCUCUGGGACAAGUUCAGCGAGCUCUCCACCAAGUGCAUCAUCAAGAUUGUGGAGUUCGCCAAGCGGCUGCCUGGCUUCACCUCCCUCACUAUUGCUGACCAGAUCACCCUCCUCAAAUCAGCCUGUCUGGACAUCCUGAUGCUGCGGAUCUGCACGCGCUACACCCCCGAACAGGACACCAUGACCUUCUCCGACGGGCUGACGCUCAACCGCACGCAGAUGCACAACGCCGGCUUCGGGCCGCUCACCGACCUGGUCUUCGCCUUCGCCGGCCAGCUGCUGCCCCUGGAGAUGGAUGACACGGAGACCGGCCUCCUCAGCGCCAUCUGCCUGAUCUGCGGAGACCGGAUGGAUCUGGAGGAGCCCCAGCGUGUGGACCAGCUGCAGGAGCCGCUGUUAGAGGCCCUGAAGAUUUACGCCCGUCGUCGCCGGCCCAACAAGCCGCACAUGUUCCCCCGAAUGCUGAUGAAGAUCACAGACCUCCGCGGCAUCAGCACCAAGGGAGCAGAGAGAGCCGUCACUCUGAAGAUGGAGAUCCCGGGACCCAUGCCCCCGCUGAUCCGAGAGAUGCUGGAGAACCCGGAGGCCUUCGAGGACCAGCCGGAGAACGGCGACGCCGCCGCCGCCGCCGCUCCGCCCCCGGCCCCGCCCGUCACCAUCAAGAAGGAGCGGGAGGAGGAGGAGGAGGAGGGGGAGGGGGAGGGCGAAUGCGGCGCCGGCGAGAACAGCGGCGAGCUGUCGCCGGAGGAGGACGACGAGGACGAAGACGACGACGGGGCGGACGAGGAGAGGGAGCGCGAUGCGGAGAGCGACGGGGAGAACUGGGCGGGCGAGGCGUCCGCCCCCGAGUGGCCGAGGAAGACCCUCGCGGGGCGGGGCCAGUGAGCGGCCGAACGUUCCCUCGAAACAAUCCCUCCAGUCUCUCGUAAAAAAAGAAACAAACAAACAAACAAAAAAAAAGAAACGGAAACAAACAAAACAGAAAAUAUCACAAACUUGUGAUUCAGACCAAACUAUAGGGAAGAAUCUCAUGGAAAAAGAACAGAGGCCUCUUUAGAUGACAGUGACUGUCUCUCUCUCGGUGUUGUUAUUGUUUUUUUAGUGUACAUAGAAGCGAAAGGAGAUGCCAAAAAAAAGAGAAACACCAGCCAUAGCGGCGAGUGCAGGCGGGCUGCCGUUUUCACAGGGUCCUCUUCAGGGUGCAGUGCUUCAGGUGGCCAGCAGGGGGAUGCAAAUGGCAUGUCCUAUUUUUUCCCCCCGUCUUUUUUUAAACAAAAUUACGAAAAAUGAAACGACAAAGUGGACGCGGUGGCCCAUUUGUUGUCGAUGCUUUUUAAAAACAAUUUUCAUGUAGCAUUUUAAUUGUUUUUUUUUUUCUUUCUUCUUAUGGCAUAUGUAUACACUCCAUAUAUUUCUCUAUCUAUAUAUCUUUAUAUUUUUGUUUUGUAUUUGUCAUUUAUGGUUUUUGUAUAUUCUCAUGUUCUCCUUUAAAGAAUGUCCCAGAACAGAGACACAGAGAGAUAAAGAGAGAUAGAGGAGGAGAGAAAAAAACCCAGCAAUUUACAACUGGCAGACCUCCACUGGUCCUGAAAUGCUAACGCAUCACUGAUUCUGAAUCAGUGAGAUGCUCAAGAUUUGGAGGGAGGAGUGCUUCUCUCUCAUUGGCUGAAAUGUUCUCAAACGCCAAAUUCUCCAUGCCAAAUGAAGCUGUUUUUACUGUGACACACGAGGCUUUCUCACUGUGGGAAAUGACAGUUGCAUACCCCUCCCCCCUCCCCCCUCCUUACCUCCUGGAACUGCCCCUGCUGCUCUGUUCUUGGAGGGGCAGUAUCGCUGAUGCGUUCAGGGCGCGGGGCGUACCUGUACGGCCAUGCUGUCCGUGCUGGAGGCAGUGUCCAGUGUCCAGUGUCCAGUGUUCAGUGUCCAGGCCCUGGUGUGAAGUGGCCUACACACCGUAAGUGCUGGCAGCACAAGAAUGUGGCUGCAGUCUCUGGAGGAAUCAAUGCAGAAUCACACACACACACACACUCAGACACACACACACACAGACAGACACACACACACAGGCACACGCACAUACACCCAGGCACAUACACACCCAGACACACACACACAUACACCCAGGCACACACACACACACAGGCACACAAUGCAUGCACUUGUAGACACAGUCUACACUUGUAAAAAAGUGCACUUGUAGGCACUUUUGCACACACACACAGUCACACCCACGAAACUGUACACAUACUACAAUCAGCGUGCAUACGCUUGCACAUUUACAAGUUUCCGUGAUUGGACAAGGAGAUCUGCACAAAAUAUCAUAACACAUAAACGCACUCAGGGCUACCUUUUUAAGGACCCAACCGUAGCUGUCCACAGACAUGCCAGAAAGGAGCCAUAUCCACAGAGACUUUGGGACUCAUUGUCUCUCGUGAGCUCGGGGAGAAACGUACAACCUGGCCACCUCAAUGACAAGCCAUACCGCAGCCGGCUGUGUCCAUCCGUUAAACUCUCCUCAGAGGUGGCUCGUUAACUGUGGCUCACCGGUGCUCGGGUCUCACCGAAUUUUAACCGGCGCAAACGAUGCGGGCGGAGAGCCGGUCCGAGGCGGCCGGCGACGCCCGAGCCGGGCUGAAGUGCCUCCGUCGCCGUGGAGCAAUACGGACGCCACGCAAACACCCGCGAAAGGACGUCGCCCAAUGAGAUUUCAUGCUCAAACGUGCGAUCUGCGUCUUGGAGAGCGCGCGUGUGUGUGUGUGUGUGUGUGGUGGGCAGGUGUGUGUGUUAAUGAGCUUUUGUUCUCGUGUUUGUACGCCCGUGUCUGUGUGUGUGUGCACCUGGGUCUGUGUGCUUGUGCGAAUGUCUAUGUGUGUAUGCUUUUGUGUUUGUAUGUGAAUGUGUAUGUAUGCAAGUAUGUGUGUUUGUGUGUGUGUGUUUGUGUACGCGCAAUAUCUGGUUAUAUUUUGCCAAAUGAAUGUGUUUUAAUAGCACAGACUGUAGAUGUGGAACCAGGCUAGUGGGAGGAGGUAAUGUUCUUGGCUUGGGACAGAGCAGUAGCUUUUCCAUUGUUAGUACCCACGUACAGGCCUGUGGCACGCAGCAUCCACCAUCCAACGCCUCCGUCUGCCACUGCGGUGCUGAGCAGGGGAUUCACAGAAAAAUAAAACGGACCUCCGUCUUAUUUUCAUCUGUCUUUGGCCGCUAGCUGUGACCGGUGAUGGCAGCACAAAGCUUUCUACCUUUCUGUCUGAACAAUCUCCCAUGAAGCUUGCAUUUAAGAUUUGAGGUCAGUCCCAGUAAGAGUGUCCCACCCAGCAACAGGAAUUACCCCUUUGAAGAGUUGUGUUUUUGGAAUGUGUUUUUAAAAUUCAGUAUUCUGGUGAUUGUUACAUCAGCAUUAGAAUGUUCGGUUAAGAACAUUCUAAUCACAUAUUUGUGAUGUCACACCUUAAAGGGGUAACCAUAGCUAAAGCCCAACCUGCACUCAAACUCCGAGGGAGGGGCCAGCCUGGUUCCAGCUCUGCAGCAGAAAAGGGGGGAAUUAAUAUCAGUGUUACUUGGAGACAGUGAGGAUGGGUGGGGCUCCGUUAAGUCCCCGCCCUCUAAGAAAGGGUGUGGCCUUAGGGGGAAGGGAAGAACAGUAAGGCUCUGUGGUAUCUGUACUGUACGUCCAACUUUGAGCAUGUCGGAGUUGGCUGCUAAUUAUCCUCUCUUUAUACUGUCAAACUCUCAUGCUAAGAAAAGCCAUUUGACAAAAGGGGAGGAAUUUGUACAAUAAAUGAGAUUUUUGUGAGCUUUUGAUGCUUUAUAAAUCUAUAAUUGUUUUCUUUUUUUGCUUUUUUAAGUAAGUUUUUCAGAAUAGGAAAUAAAAGCCAGGUUGAGCUAACCAA
This is a messenger RNA of Anguilla anguilla (European eel), 4390 nucleotides long. Its product is annotated as retinoic acid receptor gamma-A-like. Lineage: Eukaryota; Metazoa; Chordata; Actinopteri; Anguilliformes; Anguillidae. The record is from RefSeq and is a predicted model, not a curated record. Gene Ontology annotation, cellular component: nucleus; transcription regulator complex. Bases 39 to 1385 code for a protein of 448 amino acids. The transcript has 7 exons. Gene Ontology annotation, biological process: retinoic acid receptor signaling pathway; regulation of transcription by RNA polymerase II; cellular response to corticotropin-releasing hormone stimulus. Gene Ontology annotation, molecular function: nuclear receptor activity; nuclear glucocorticoid receptor binding; zinc ion binding.